Molecule: messenger RNA, 2308 nt
Organism: Aspergillus piperis CBS 112811
Lineage: Eukaryota; Fungi; Ascomycota; Eurotiomycetes; Eurotiales; Aspergillaceae
Product: GMC family oxidoreductase
Exons: 3
Coding region: 68-1879 (603 amino acids)
Molecular function (GO): flavin adenine dinucleotide binding; oxidoreductase activity, acting on CH-OH group of donors
Source: RefSeq, a predicted model, not a curated record
AUCCCAUCCACUGCGCCCAGUUCGUUCCGUCACCAUCACAUUCCACCCUACGAUCACAUUCAACAAUAUGGGCAUUUACACUCGGCUCCCCGAAAGCAUCGACGAGGUCGACAUUAUCAUUGCCGGCGGCGGUACCGCGGGGUGUGUCGUUGCUUCCAGACUCGCCGAUGCCGAUCCCUCACUGUCCAUCCUCGUGGUUGAGGGCGGGCAGAACAACAAGGGCAACCACUUGAUUGCGUUCCCACUCCUUUUUCCAACUGCACUGCUUCCAACUAGUACCGCAACCCUGUUUUACAAGGGAAAUGCGGAGCCGCAGUUGGACAACCGCGAAAUGAUCGUCCCAGCAGGUGGUGUUCUGGGCGGAGGGUCAUCAAUCAACUUGAUGAUGUACAGUCGUGCUCAACGCCAUGAUUGGGAUUCGUGGGCCACUCCCGGAUGGUCUACAGAUGAGAUGAUCCCCUUCUUAAAAAAGCUUGAGACGUAUCAUGGUCCGGGGUCUGACUCUGUUCAUGGAAAGAAUGGCCCUAUUGUUGUGUCUCAGGGGACGUUCUACUCUGAGCGUACGGCAGAGCAAUUCAUUGCUGCCGCCAACGAGGUCGGCUACCCGACGGUCAAGGAUCUUCAAGACCUCGACACUAGCAACGGCGUUCAACGCGCCCUCCGCUUUGUUGACAAGGAGGGCCGCCGCCAGGAUGCCGCCAGCAACUACUUGCAUCCGAAGCUGGAAGAUGGAGCACACCCAAACCUCCACGUCCUUGUUGAGACGAAGGUGAUCAAGAUUCUGUUCGAGGGCAAACGAGCUGUGGGUGUUGAGUUCAAGCCAAACCCUGCCUUCCAGAAGGAUAACAACACCGAUGUUCGACACGUCAAGGCCAGAAAGCUAGUUAUUAGUUCCUGUGGCGCUAUAGGCACCCCGUUGCUUCUCGAGAGGUCCGGUCUCGGCGACGAGGCAAUUCUCAACAAGGCUGGCGUUCCUACUGUGGCCCAUAUCCCCGGAAUCGGCCGGGACUACCAGGAUCAUCAUCUCUUGACUCAGGCAUACUACAGUGCCUUGGAGCCAACCGAGACGUUUGACGCCCCUCUUUCCGGUAGAAUCAACAUGGAAGAGUUAAUCAAAACCAAUGCGCCAAUCAUGGGGUGGAAUGCCCAAGAUGCCUCCUGCAAGCUGCGUCCCACCGAAGCGGAUGUCGCUGCUCUUGGACCUGAAUUCGAGGCGGCAUACGCAAGAGAUUAUCUCUCCACUCCCAACAAACCCAUGGCGCUAAUGGCAUUGCUCGGCGGCUUCCCUGGUGAGCCACACACCGUUGAACCAGGCCAAUACCUCGCGACGUCUUUGUUCACUGUCUACCCCUACGCCAGGGGCCACGUCCACAUUACAAGCCCUGAUCCCGACGCAGAUAUAUCGUUUGAGACUGGAUUCUUGAAAAGUGACCUGGAUGUCAAGAAGCUCAUUUGGGCCUACAAGAAGCAGCGAGAGAUCGUGCGCAGAAUGGAUGUUUACCGCGGCGAGUUUGCGGGCGUGCACCCGCCGUUCGCUGAGGAUUCCGCCGCCGCCCUUGUCAGGCUGGACAAGCCAAAUGACAAGAACAUCCCCGAUAUCCAGUACACUGCGGAGGACGACAAGGUCAUUGAGGGCUGGGUGCGCAAGAAUGUCGGCACCACCUGGCACUCGCUAGGUACUUGCAAAAUGGGCGCGCUUGCUGAUGGCGGCGUGGUUGAUCCCGAGCUUAAUGUUCAUGGGAUUGAGGGCCUGAAGCUCGUGGACCUGAGUAUCGUUCCUCAGAACAUUGGCGCAAAUGCGGCCACCACUGCUUACGCUAUUGGUGAGAAGGCUGCUACUAUCAUUAUGAAGGACCUUGGGCUUGCUGGAAACGAGUGAACUGCCGCUAGAUUCCAAGUGUAAUGAUCGGAUCUGUACACUUUUCCCACGGCUGAUAUAUGAGGUUUGCAGCGAUCAAUUUACCAAAACAAAUUUAUUAUUCACUUUCAAAAGAGUAACUCUAGUCUCUCUCAAAAUUGCGGUGAGACUUGGUCAAUAUGUACGGUUGAGGAACUACCUGAUAUGUGGUAGGUUCUCUGGUUAGUGAGUUUUUAGGUAUGUAGAGCCUACAUCAUUUUGGAAGCGGCAUUAAUAUGUGCCUAUCACUACAACGAAAGUUCUCUGGGUUUAAUUGCAUCCGAUGUAACUAACAUGAACGACAUACUAUGUCCUCAUCACCUUCCCAAGUAACAUCAUCGGAAAAUGCCACUUCUAUUGGCAUGAAUACAUCUUCCAAUCUGGGCUCGCUUGCAGUAUUAUUAUUACCCA